Molecule: messenger RNA, 942 nt
Organism: Calidris pugnax (ruff)
Lineage: Eukaryota; Metazoa; Chordata; Aves; Charadriiformes; Scolopacidae
Gene: TSPAN18
Product: tetraspanin 18
Exons: 8
Coding region: 89-832 (247 amino acids)
Cellular component (GO): membrane
Source: RefSeq, a predicted model, not a curated record
AAGGGACUUGGCAGUGAUCAUUAUCUCUCACUAGCCCGUGGCUACGUUGCCUUGUUCAGGAAGGACUGAACCAAGGAGCCUGAAGACCAUGGAGGGCGACUGUCUGAGCUGCAUGAAGUACCUGAUGUUCCUUUUCAACUUCUUUAUAUUUCUGGGAGGAGCGUGCCUGCUGGGAGUGGGGAUCUGGGUGAUUGUGGACCCCACAGGUUUUCGAGAGAUAGUGGCUGCCAACCCUCUGCUCUUCACGGGGGCCUACAUCAUGCUGGCCAUGGGAGCGAUGCUCUUUCUGCUGGGUUUCCUCGGCUGCUGCGGGGCCAUCCGGGAGAACAAAUGCCUCCUGCUCUUUUUCUUCAUGUUUAUUUUGCUGAUCUUCCUGGCGGAGCUUUCAGCUGCCAUCCUGGCUUUUAUCUUCAGAGAAAAUCUGACCAGGGAGUUUUUCACCAAGGAGCUGAAGAAGCACUACCUGAGGAACAACGACACGGACGUCUUCUCUUCCACCUGGAACUCUGUGAUGAUCACAUUUGCCUGCUGUGGGGUGAAUGGACCGGAAGAUUUUGAAGCUGUCCCUCAUCUUGCCUACUCUCCUUUGGAACCGGCGAUACCUGAGGCUUGUUGUCAACGAGAGCUCCAGAGCCGGGAAGGGAUGUUUGUCAACAGGGAAGCCUGUCUCACGGGCAUCGAGAGGUUUCAGAACCGACAGGGCUGCUACACUGUCAUCCUGAACUCCUUUGAGACCUACGUGUACCUCGCAGGAGCCCUGGCCAUCGGCGUCUUGGCCAUUGAGUUGUUUGCCAUGAUCUUUGCCAUGUGUCUCUUCCGAGGGAUCCAGUAAGACAUGAACCACCACGUUCCCCACGUACUCAGAAGAAAGAAGGAAAAUCAGAAGAAACGAAACCUGGAAACACCCAAAAAAAAAAAAAAAAAAAAAACUUUUAUUUUUUU